Molecule: messenger RNA, 560 nt
Organism: Phyllotreta striolata
Lineage: Eukaryota; Metazoa; Arthropoda; Insecta; Coleoptera; Chrysomelidae
Source: the annotation of a GenBank genome assembly
UUAAGCGAAACCGCUGCAGUACAUCAAUUACUGCACCGCAAGCUCCCUCGCGCGACGCUCUUACUAUGUAAUAAAAAAAAAAUCGAAAAUCGCGUACAAUCGAAAUGUUACUGGUCACGAUCGUAGGGCUGGUGGGCUUGGUAGCAGAAGGCCAAUUCUGGCCCAACCACCAGCGCAGGCAGCAGCCCGGUCGGCUCCAGCUCAAAGCGGCCCUGGACCUCAAGAACAGGAUCAAACAGCGGUUCGACAUCGUCAGGAUGUGGAACACCCAGUCGAUUUGCUACGACGAAGUGGGAUGUUUCUCGCUACCUCACAAAAACUCCCCGUUGCAAAAGAUGCCGGAGGACCCGCGGGUUUUGAACACGAAAUUCUAUUUGUACACCAGACGAACGGACUUCGCCCAGCCGGAGAUACUGAUGUACGAUGAUGGAGGGAAGAGCCUCAACGGGUCCACGUUCGAUGCCCGUCGACCGCUGAAGGUCCUGGUGCACGGCUACACCAGCAAAUGGAACGAAAAGGGCGCCAUGAUCAUAAUGAACACCUAUUUGAAAUUGGUGAGU